AUGCAAAUUAUUUGUAGCAUUUGUAUUGAAAAUAUUACCGAGCCAGUAUCUCUAACUUGUGGACAUGUCUUUGAUAAAACAUGCAUUCAGUGUCACUUUGACGUAACAACUUUAUGUCCUCUUUGUAAAUAUGAUUGUCAUAAUGAUUCUUUUAAAACUCUUUAUUUGAGCACAGUUGACCCGGAAAAAGAAAAAGAAGAAGCUAAAGCGUUACAUGAAACGAGUUUGAACAUAACAGAUGAGCAUAUGUUUUUAAUACACCUAAUAGAAGACCUUGAGACUAAGCUAGCUAUUCGUGCAAGCUCUGUUGAGGAAACACGUACAUACAAUACUCUCAGUUAUGAUUUGACAAAAUAUGUUAACGAAAUUGACUCUAAGAAAGCACAGAUCCAAACAAGAUAUCAGCAUGCUUUAAAGACAGUUAGCGAAUACAAUAGGAGAUGCUCUAUUUCACCAGAUAUAUCAAAGAUGGAUAACUUAAAGCAGGACUUGAAAAACUUAUUCAAAGAAAUACAUACGCAGUAUAACAAGCAAAAGACUCAACUUUAUAUCGCUAGAAAAACAAGCAGAUUAAUCGAUAAAAAACUUAACAAAUUUGAUAGUUUAAUUGUUCAAAUUGAAAAGAAAGCUACUGAAUAG
Cokeromyces recurvatus is the source of this 639-nucleotide messenger RNA. RefSeq lists its product as uncharacterized. NCBI's taxonomy places the organism in Eukaryota, Fungi, Mucoromycota, Mucoromycetes, Mucorales, Mucoraceae. The coding region runs from base 1 to 639 and encodes 212 amino acids. The record is from RefSeq and is a predicted model, not a curated record. The transcript is spliced from 2 exons.